Messenger RNA from Morus notabilis, 1745 nucleotides. Its product is annotated as PTI1-like tyrosine-protein kinase At3g15890. Gene Ontology annotation, molecular function: ATP binding; protein kinase activity. Lineage: Eukaryota; Viridiplantae; Streptophyta; Magnoliopsida; Rosales; Moraceae. Gene Ontology annotation, biological process: protein phosphorylation. The transcript has 4 exons. The record is from RefSeq and is a predicted model, not a curated record. The coding region runs from base 377 to 1486 and encodes 369 amino acids.
AAGGAAGAAAGGAAGUUGCUUGGAGAAGGAAAAGUGCAAGACUUUUGCUCAAGACAAAUUUGUCUCCGCAAAAUCCCAUCUGGGUAGUGUUUACAUUCGCCAGAAGAAACUCUAGCUUUUGCCCACCAAACCCAAAAUCUCAAUAAACCCAUAUCCAGAAAAGAAAGAAAUGUUCUCACCUUCUAUCUCUUCUUCAUAUUCCAAGCUUUUAUGCGCAGUCUCUUGUCAUCUUCAGGUCCAAGUCCAACAAGCUAAGAAAGUACGAAAUUAUUAAAAAGAGAUAUGUAUAAACAGUAGAUAAGUAUUAUUAGUAGCUGAUUUGGUUUCGGAGUGACCGAGGAGGAAGUGGGUUUUGAUUGGUCGGGUGAUUUUUGUCAUGGCUUUCAUCUUCUGUUGUGGAAGAGGCUCAGAUCGAAAAGAUCGUGGGAAGAAACAGCCAACGUGGAGGGUCUUUUCCUUGAAGGAACUACAUGCUGCUACAAACAAUUUCAAUUAUGACAACAAACUCGGAGAAGGCGGAUUUGGCAGUGUUUACUGGGGUCAGCUUUGGGAUGGAUCACAAAUUGCUGCUAAAAGGUUAAAGGUCUGGAGCAAUAAAGCAGACAUGGAAUUUUCUGUUGAGGUUGAGAUCUUGGCACGAGUUCGUCACAAGAAUUUGCUGAGUUUACGUGGAUAUUGUGCUGAAGGACAAGAGCGCUUGAUUGUGUAUGACUACAUGCCGAAUUUGAGCUUGCUUUCUCAUCUUCAUGGCCAACACUCAGCCGAAUGCCAACUCGAUUGGAACAGACGGAUGAACAUUGUAAUUGGCUCCGCGGAGGGGAUUGCGUAUCUCCACCACCACUCUACCCCACAUAUAAUACAUAGAGACAUAAAAGCUAGCAAUGUUCUGCUAGACUCAAAUUUCGUGGCCCAAGUUGCUGAUUUCGGAUUUGCAAAGCUAAUCCCUGACGGCGCGACUCAUGUCACCACGAGAGUUAAGGGGACCCUUGGCUACCUUGCACCUGAAUACGCCAUGUUAGGGAAGGCAUCAGAGAGUUGUGACGUCUACAGCUUUGGCAUUCUCCUGCUGGAGCUUGCCAGCGGGAGGAAACCCAUUGAGAAGCUGAGUGCGACACUGAAACGCACAAUCAGUGAUUGGGCUCUGCCCCUUGCUUGCGAGAAGAAAUUCGAAGAAUUAGCGGAUCCCAAGCUGAACGGGAGCUACGUGGAAGAUGAGCUGAAAAGAGUCAUCCUUGUUGGACUCCUCUGCGCGCAUUCUCGGCCGGAGAAAAGACCUACCAUGCUUGAGGUGGUGGAACUGCUAAAGGGAGAAUCAAAAGAGAAACUAGCCAAACUAGAAGAUGAUGAACUAUUUAAGAACCCACAGCCCGCAGAUCAUAAGAAUGGCGCUGCUAUGGAAGAGAUCUCAGAUUCCAUCUCGGAGGAAAAGAGUUCAAAAGAGGAGUUAAAGGAGGAAGCUGGGCCUGGAGUUGCUGAACAACUGUGAGGAACAUUUAGGUGCAGAAUUUGGACAUUUGAUAUUUUGUGUUUUCAUUCCUUGGAGCAAGGCAGACCCUGGCUGUCAAUUUACACAAAAACGCCAGGGAUAUUGUAGCAGUUCUUGCUCUAAAAGGCAUUUUUUUUUUUUUUUGAGUGCUGUGAAUACUGUGUGCGUAUAUCUUUUUUCUCUUUGCAUUUUUUUUUUCCAUUUAUUUCCUUUUCUCUGUUUGUUUCUGAAUAUGUGAAUGGCAAGAACUGUUCCUAUA